Messenger RNA from Medicago truncatula (barrel medic), 1031 nucleotides. Its product is annotated as calmodulin-like protein 3. The transcript has a single exon. Bases 300 to 752 code for a protein of 150 amino acids. Lineage: Eukaryota; Viridiplantae; Streptophyta; Magnoliopsida; Fabales; Fabaceae. The record is from RefSeq and is a predicted model, not a curated record. Gene Ontology annotation, molecular function: calcium ion binding.
UAAUCUUAACUUGUAUAUUUCUUUCUUUAGAUUCCAUCCCAAAAAACCAGUUAGCCAUAACAAGAAAAAGAAAAGCUACAAGCACCACAAAUGCCACCUCUAUUCCUAAGGAUCCAUAUUCACUCCUUUGUUUACGUUAUUACAACCUCCUAGUUUUCAUUUCUCAUUUGUUUUGUCUUGUCUUUGUCCCAAACAAGCUGAAACCCCUCCUCCUCCUCUAACCAAACCAAAUCACCAAAACUCCUCCUUCACCUUGUUCUUCAAUUCAACAAAUUAAACAAUCAAUCACAACGCGAAAAAUGGAUCCAAAUGAGCUAAAGCGUGUAUUCCAAAUGUUCGAUAGGAAUGGGGACGGUAGAAUAACAAAGAAAGAAUUAACGGAUUCUUUGGAGAAUUUAGGAAUCUUCAUACCUGACAAGGAGUUAACACAAAUGAUCGAGAAGAUUGAUGUCAAUGGAGACGGUUGCGUGGAUUUAGACGAGUUUGGUGAGUUAUAUCAAUCCAUCAUGGACGAAAAAGAUGAAGAGGAAGACAUGAGGGAAGCUUUCAAUGUCUUUGAUCAAAAUGGUGACGGUUUUAUAACCGUCGAGGAACUGAGAGUGGUUUUGUCAUCUCUUGGUCUUAAACAAGGAAGAACCGUUGAGGAAUGUAAGAGGAUGAUUAUGAAGGUGGAUGUUGAUGGUGAUGGUAUGGUUAAUUAUAAGGAGUUUAAGCAAAUGAUGAAAGGAGGAGGUUUCAGUGCUCUUGGUUAAUUCUAUUUCAUUGCCCAUUUUAGCCUAGCCUAGCUAUCUAUAUAUAUUUAUUUAUUCAUGUUAUAUGUAAUGUAUUGUAACAAAAUGCAAGCAAUGGUAAUUCAAUUCAUUCAUUUCCCAUCUUUUGUGUGUACAACAUAAGAUAAGAUGAGAUUUGUGUUUUUCUUUUUCUUUUUAUGGGACAAGAUAGAGAUAGGGUGUUUUUUUCUUUUCUUUUUUUUCCACUUUGUUAGGCUUGGUUAACUAUUUGAUCAUUUCAUUUCAACUUUGGUGUCUCCA